Molecule: messenger RNA, 4454 nt
Organism: Camelus dromedarius (Arabian camel)
Lineage: Eukaryota; Metazoa; Chordata; Mammalia; Artiodactyla; Camelidae
Exons: 2
Coding region: 929-2614 (561 amino acids)
Source: RefSeq, a predicted model, not a curated record
CCGGCGCCUGGACCCGAUCGGCGGGCCUCCGGGGACGGGCGGGGGGAGCCAGGAGCCGGCGGAGGAGUGCGCGGCGCUGCGGACGGCGACUGAGGACCUCUCCCAGGAGGUCCGCACUGGGCUGCUGCGCCAGAUCCUGGACACGUUCACCGACACGCAAAGUCCUCUUCAAAGGCUGGUCCAAGCUGCCUUGGCGACAUCCCCAGUCUCCUCCCCAUGCGAUGGCGAGGCCUUGCCUGAGCGCCUCCAGCGUCUCCUCGCUGCUUUCCAUGACCAGGCCAAGCAGAUGCUCAGAGUGGCUCGCUUGGUCUUGGUUUGCUGCCCGCGACAACAGACUGGCAAAGACAUGGAGGCGACCAUGGUCGGCCUUUGGGGGCUUGUGGUCAGAGUGCAACAGCUUUUCUCACAAAGUCCCCAAGGGUCUGGUCUGGACCGGAGCCCUGCUACCCUGCAGGCCCUGCUUCAGGAGUGGGCCAGGGCGUCUGAAGGCUUAUUAGCAUGUUUUGAUGAUGUUCUCAAUAUUCCUGAGUUCCUGAGGGUGUCGGUUCAGGAAAUGACCAAACGCUUGGACCUUUUUACAUGGACUUUGAGGAGUGGAGAUUCCAGAGAGUGUUCUCCACUGGCGGCGUAUUUACAGGGCCGAGCAACCCACAUAGUGCAGGUGAUGAGCAGGUAUGUGGACCAAGAUCGAGAUCCCAUUUUCCGAAAUGGCCUGAGAGUCUUGAUCCAGCAGCUGGAGCAAUCGUCCCUGGUCCUGGGUGCAACUGCCCAGCACUGUGCAGGUGGGCACAGCUCUCAGGACUCAGGUGCACUUUUAACCAUGGCAAGACAUCUGAUCUUUUCAGCUCAGAGCAUCUAAGAUGGGCUGGACGGGACUAAGCACCCAGAUAUCCUCAGCCCCCUCCGGGACCAAGUCCAAAGGUCUGGCAUGGCUAAGAGACAGACUUCUUUCAUUCUCCCCUGCCUCCAGGACUGCACAGUUCCUGAACUGAAACACCAGAGGAAGCCUGGGUUGGGGGAAAAUGACCCAGGCACCUUCUAUCCACCGAGUGACCACCUUUCCUAUCCCUUGAUUCUUGACACCCAUCCACAGAGAGGGGGCUCUCCACCCCCUGCCACCAACAAACCCAUCCUUGCUGUAGAGACCCAGAGCCACCAGGGAGUGACCUCAGCUCACUUCAUCCUGCAGGAACAGGAUGUAGCUAUGAAUGCAGCUCAGGAGGUCCUGGCUGGAGAGGGACCACUGGUCUCAGAGAGAAUAACUGAACUCCAGGAAAUCCCAUCACUGCCACCUUCUAUUAUUGACCUAGCAAGGGAGACAGAACAUUGCACAACUGCCAGAACUGAUAGGCCUCUGGAAGUAGCUCUCCAACUGUCUGGGAGAACCAGGGACACCAGGCAAGGUUUGGUGGUCAUAGCCGGUGACUGGUAUUCUCUGUGUCAACAGCUAUUUUGCAAUAACCCAGCAGCUGAUCUUCCAGGGAACAUGGCGGUGUUCAUGGAGCUUCAGCAGAAUUUAGCCUCAAUGGUCCAACUAGCAGCCAAAAGCGGGCCCAUGGAUUUGGGUAAAAAGGAUUCUGACUCAACUGGGCUCGCAGAAGCACAUUUACAAAUGCAAGGCAGGUUGGAGGAGGUGGAGACCCAUGCUAAACAGCUUUUAGACAAGGUUCUGGCCUCUGGUGGUCUCCAAGCCCCUAGGUCAUGGGAAGAGAGCAUUGAGGACGGGUGCCUUCUGUGGUCGGUGGCUGUUCAAGACCUGCUCCUCUGCCUGGAGAGGCUCAGUGGGAGACAAGGCCUGUUCCUGCUGCCCCUGAGACAGGCUGUGAAGGAUCAGCAGGGGCUGCAGGAAGGGUUGGCUCAGGCAGCAGAUGUUUCUCAGAGGUUGCAAGAAGCUGCCAAGCUGUCUUGCCUUCUGUGUGGGGAUGAGCAAGCAAAGGGUGAGAUCUCCUUUCUGUGCAGGGAAGUCCAUGUGCUCACAGACGCUGUGCUGGAUGUGGCACCAAUUCUGGCUUCCUCCCCCAAACCAUCUCCCAGCCUGUCUACUCGCUUUGAACUUCUCUGCUUAGAACUCACCCUUCAUGCCAAGGCCCUGACUGGCCACCUUGGCAAUAUCAAUGCAGACUAUGAACAUGCCCUCCAAGAUGCCUUGUGCCCAAAGCUCUCUGCCUGCAAAGACCCCCAGACCCGGCCAGAAAUCUCCCUGGAAAGAAUAGUGUCUGGUAUCCAAGCUGUGCAGGGUAUCGUGGCAGGUCAGGAGUCUGGGUCCUGCCAGGAAGACCUUCCUAUGGCUCUGGAGAGUAUUCUCAUCCUCACCAAGGAGGUGGCCCAGAGGGUCCCUGUGCUCCAAGAACACCCAGAGGAUUGGCUUUGGUGGGAGUGGGCAGCCAAGGCUCACCAUGCCGUGGCCCAGCUCCAGGCCUGGAAAGGUGGUCACACCAAGGCCUGGAGACUCCUGAUCCAGUGCCUGAAGCCCAGUGAUGAACAGGACCCUGCCCAGCCCCAACCCCACCCUGGGGAGGGUGCAUCGGGAGCAGCUGCAGCCAGCAGUGUGGAUUCUCAGGGUGCUGCCCCAAGAGACACCCCAGGGUGUUCAGCGGGGACCUUGCAUCGCUGAUCCAGCCACCACCGGGACAGUCGCAGCAGACCUGGGCAUGGUAAGGCCUGAAAAUUCACCAAGGGAAAGAAGAUGUGGUAUUUUAACCAUACUGGGAUCUGAGUCCGCUGGGUUUCAGUUUAUGCAAAUUCGGGGUGAACGGAGCGCAGAGUAACGGGGAUUCGUGGUUUCCUCUUCUCGCUAUUUUCCUGCGUGUUUGGAGAAUGUCGCCUAGAGCUGCCGGCACGUGGGGAUCAGGAGACCCUCUUGAUUCCUACUCUUCUUUUAAAAAUGAUUAAGAGGCCGUGAACAUCCCCACUGUGGCUAGAAGGUCUGAGCAUCCGGAAUUUCAGCAGUUCCACCCUGUCUUCCUCUUGCAGCCGCAGCAAAACGGCACCCCCUUGCAGCGCCCCCUGCUGUCCAGCCCGGCUGCACGCCGAGCGGGACCCGCCUCUCCCGGAGGAUGGCCGCGUGGGCAGUGGGAACAGAAUCUCCCAGAUUACCCAGCAGAUGGCCGAGGAGGUGCUCCUGAUGGCUCAGAGUCUGAGGAGAAGAGGACGCAUCUUGGUACUGGGCCUUCCGUGGGUGGUGGGAGGCUGGGCACCACGGGGGAAACAGGACUCCCAGCUGCUGCCCUGCAGAAGCCAGGACAGCCAGGAAGGAGGGGACGCUCUCGGAGGCCGUCAAGCACAUUUUCAGGCGCUGUCUUCCCCCUCUCUCCGGGUGUAUUGUAAAGCUCACUUCAUUUCUCUCUUCCCGUCCUCUUUUGGGCUUACUGUUAAGGCUUUGCCUUAUUCCAUCAGCGAAGGAAAUUUGCCAGAAGCUGCAAUUUAGCAAAAUCAAGGACUCAUUCAUAUCCCGUAGGAUGAACUGAAGGGGAGCCAUUUAUGUCUUUAAAAACUCCCCAAAAUAGAGGUAACGGGACUACAGGCUCCUGAGAGAUGGCCAUUCAGGGCCAGCACAGCCUGGAAGGGGAGGAGGAGGCCGGUUUCCUCUGGCUUUGGGGGGAUCAACUUCAGUCGCAUGUCUCCUGUUCUAAUUCUCUUUAGCCCUCUUCUUGAUGCGGUGUAGUUAAGCAUUGCUUAACACCAACACACCAACAUUGAAAAAAAUAAAAGAAGUCCAUUACUGAGUGUGGGGACCAGAAGGGAGAGGCAGCCUGGCACCAGGAGCCAUUUAGAAAACUCCUUCCGCUGUAGGUCUGCGGGGUGCCACUGGCUCCAUGUUCUGCCCUGGAGCUUGGAAUUGCUUGAAUUAGAUAUUGGACAAGCCUGUACCCACUCUUUUCUUAUCUGGAAUUGCAAAUACCUCUAAUAAACCAAGCCUUUAGCAUAGAUUUAUUAGCAUUGAUUUUUCCCUUCCAGGAGGAGCUGAGACAGCAUGAUACAUGGAGGGGAGGGAGCUGGGAAGUGGUUCCCCAUCAGGGCCAGCCACUACGAAAAGAGUGGGGCAAACAAAAUUAAGUUCUGUCCAUUAAGUUAGUGUCCAGUCUUCAUGGGAUUCAGGAGCCCCUCAACAGGGCAGGUACAAUGCAGGGUCACUUCAUUUUUGCUGUUUGCUGGCAGCUUUCAAGUCCCAUCCACUCCUCCUUCUUCCUCGCUUGCUUCACAUCUGGGCAAGUCAAUAAAAAAGCCCAGGCAUGGCCUCUGUUGGUGCCAGUGGGAAGUUCAAACCACCCGAGCCCUGGCUGAUGAGUGGAAACCCUCACCCCGGCCCCAUCCCCUGCCCACAACGAAAGCCAAGCCCAUGCCCCUUCCUUGUUCUCUCGCGCCUUUUCAGAGCCUUUCCAGGCUUGGUUAGGAGCUUGCCCACUCUCUCCAGAAAGCCUCAUUAUGUGAGUAAUAAACCUUUUCGUACCUUC